Hyaloscypha bicolor E is the source of this 1651-nucleotide messenger RNA. RefSeq lists its product as uncharacterized. The coding region runs from base 43 to 1422 and encodes 459 amino acids. Gene Ontology annotation, molecular function: cyclin binding; ubiquitin protein ligase activity; ubiquitin conjugating enzyme binding. Gene Ontology annotation, cellular component: cytosol; nucleus; ubiquitin ligase complex. The record is from RefSeq and is a predicted model, not a curated record. NCBI's taxonomy places the organism in Eukaryota, Fungi, Ascomycota, Leotiomycetes, Helotiales, Hyaloscyphaceae. Gene Ontology annotation, biological process: protein autoubiquitination; protein polyubiquitination; protein monoubiquitination. The transcript has 2 exons.
GUUUUCUCUUCCUGGGUACUCAAUGCCCAAGGUCCCGCAAACAUGUCGUCUCUAAAGCCUUUGAUGUAUGCAGAGCUGCUCUCCAACAUCCGUCAAGUCUCGGUCAUUGUCGCACUCCAAGAACCAUGUGAUCUGACAACAAACGUAGAGCUUUCAACAGAUGGACGGCGCUUCAUCUUGCGCCACGGCCACAGUGAGGAGUCGUCUUCUUUGAGCCUUCCGGGUCAAGUUUCUCCCAGUUUUCAGCUCCAGAGGCCAGUGUUUGGUGUCAAAGAACUCACAUGGCGACUUCCCCUGGCUGGUGAGCCAACUUGCACAAGCAUGGAUACCAUGCAGAGCAAUUGCGCUCCCUGGUCUGCCAAAUAUCUAGGGAAAGAAACAGAAUUUGUGUGUCGAGCCUGCGGUUCUGAGAUUGUAAAGAAAGGGAGCAUCGGGACAUGGAGAGAUCUCCCUAGCGAGAACUGGGCCGAAAUGAUGGAUUUCUGGCAUUGCCAUAAACCUGAGGUUCCUGACGAGCAUGUUGAACAAUCAGCAGCGAACAGAGGCUACGGAGCUAACACAAAAUUUACUCCCACUCCUGGGAUUGGCUUCGUUGACCUCACCUCGUUUCUCCUCGCUGAUGCGGACUGCCAAAACACGCAGACUAAGUCUUCGCCAGAAGAGACUUCGCAGCAUCAGAGUAUGCUUUGCAAAACCUGUCACAGCUUCAUUGGUUAUAUCGAUCACCGAGAAACAGGAAGCCGAUUAUACAAAUGGCAACUUCGUUCUACCCAAACGUCACAGCCGCUAUUGAAGAGCACCUCACCUGUUUCAUCGACCUUGCCAUCCCUGGCUACCAUCAUUGGUGCACAAUUAGCAGCGAGCAUGCAGUCGCAAGGACUCUCACGCUUCGUACUAUUGCCAGCGCGGUGGAUGCCAACCUCGCAGGAGCCAGCCCAGCAGCCUCACAACCUUUCUCGUUCGAGGAAUGGUUUGUUCCACGCUAUCCCUACUUCUGCCUCUAUAUUCUCUUCUGUAUAUAUGAAUAUACACGACAUGAAUUCCAUGGUGGGCGACACAGCUUACUCGGGCCAAUCACGGCGUUCUUGGCGUUCUACCUAUUUGAGUCUCUGGAUUCUGACCCCCAGCUCAAGAUUCUCAAGAAACACUACGCAGACGAAUUUGACAAGUGGCUCUCCAACGUCCUUGCGGGAAACCGAGAGUGAAUCCGGAACGCUAGCUAUGAAAGUUUUCUGGAAGACAUUGACAGUGGAAGCUGCUGAAAAGCUGGUGGGGAGCAACGGAGUGGAGGAGAUUUUGCUACCAAAUGAAGCGAUCUGUGAAAUCGAGGCUUGCCUUCAGUCGUCCUCUUCGUUUCUGCCACUGAGCGCUCGGAAGUUUCAGGAUUGGGAUGUAGGAUUACUAGAGAGAUACGAAGAAUGAUAUAAACUGGAAUGAGACAAUGGAGUCGGGCAUAUAAAUCAUCAGUGUCAAUGACAUAGCGUGGGGUAGAGAUCUUUCUAGUUCGUGGGUGUGCUUUGUGGUUGUCUUCGGUGAUCUCAGACUCAUCUUCCGUUAGUGCAGAGCACACGGGAACGGCUAGUCUCAUGCCUAUUCCAGAAAAUACUUCUGCUCGAACAUUUUCGCUAAUGCCAAUUGUCCCGGACUUACG